Messenger RNA from Penicillium egyptiacum, 1305 nucleotides. The record is from the annotation of a GenBank genome assembly. NCBI's taxonomy places the organism in Eukaryota, Fungi, Ascomycota, Eurotiomycetes, Eurotiales, Aspergillaceae.
AUGAGGCAUAAUCUGAGACCCAGAAGCACAAUCCCUGAUUCAGAUGACGAUUCACAAUUCAGCGAGACGUCAUUGAGGAAUUCUUCCCCCCUCCGUCGAUCAAGUCGAUCGGGACGUCUGCGAGCCAGUGGGUCAUCCCUUUCUCGAUCUCGCACUCGCGUCAUCCAGGAUUCCGAGGCAGAUGAGGACGACUAUGUAGGUCUAUCGGACUCGGUGGCACCAGACAAUUCUGCUUCCGGCGGGAUUGCAGUGGUCGUGCCAGCGAAAAAUGAAUAUCCCAGUGACUCCAAUUCUCGGAGUUCGCUUGGAAGGUCAACAGGCUACAGUACCCCAGCUACUAGCGUCGGCGCUGCAGUUACUGAACCCGACACCAAGCUUGCGACCAAGACUUCGGCGCGUAUCAAUGCCGCUGAUCGGGUAAAGAAACUGCAAUCGAGCGCACUAUCUUUAGGAUCUCAUCAAAGAGGAAGAAAACGAUCCGCGGCUGUUUUGGCUAAGGAUGAUGAUGAUGAUGAUGAUGAUGAUGAUGAUGAUGAUGAUGAUGAUGAUGCUCCACUAGCCCGUGCCUACAAAAAAAGGAUGGCAAAACGGCCUACGGGUGCUCUGUCCGUCCAAACCGAUCUUGAGGCUUCUGACAGCGCUCUGGCCCAUGCCCUUCAAAUGGAUGAAUACGAGUACCCACGCCCGACAACAGAACAAUGUUUGCUCGUGGACAAAUCCAUUGAUGAACACUUGGAAUACGCCUCAGACCCAGAUUCCUCUCCGUUGAGCCCUGAGCCACCAGAGUUCCUUCAUUCGGAUACCUCGGAGGAUCCACUAGAAGGCAGAUCUCUCAGUCCUCUUGCAGAAGGCCUCAAUGACGAUAUUCACGGCUCUGAAGCAGAUCUGCCCCCAACCUGGGAAGAGCAUCGGAAAGCUCGCCGUGCAGAAAGAGACCGAAAGAACCUUGUGAAUAAACACCCGACAAUUGGUACAAUGUGGGAUGUGCUCAAAGCGCAGCCGAUUAUCCAGCCAAAGGAAGCCAAGCAGCCUGUAUCCAUAACUCGCAAACUCAAGCCAUUCCAACUGGAGGGCUUGAACUGGAUGAUAGCUCAGGAAAAGACUCAAUACAAGGGUGGUUUGCUGGGCGAUGAGAUGGGCAUGGGAAAGACUAUCCAAGCAGUCUCACUCAUCAUGUCCGAUUUCCCCCAGCCCGACCCGACUCUCGUCCUCGUGCCACCGGUCGCUUUGAUGCAGUGGGUAUCCGAGAUCAAGGAAUACACAGAUGGCAAGCUGAAAGUCUUGUCUCGAAUCCAUUUACCGUAA